Daphnia pulicaria is the source of this 1186-nucleotide messenger RNA. RefSeq lists its product as uncharacterized. The transcript is spliced from 6 exons. The record is from RefSeq and is a predicted model, not a curated record. The coding region runs from base 104 to 1027 and encodes 307 amino acids. Lineage: Eukaryota; Metazoa; Arthropoda; Branchiopoda; Diplostraca; Daphniidae.
AUCUCAUCGUCAGUUGUUUGGAAGCCUCUGUGUCUUACGUACCUAUUUCCCUGGAUUUUAAUUUAAUUUUCUAAUUCAGUUUUAAUCAUCAGUCAACUUCAAAAUGUUUCUCAGAUUGUGUCUCACUAUUCUCCUGCUGAGUGUCGUCUCUGGUGUUUUUGGCGCCAGUGUGGCUGUGGAUGUUCUCAAUCCAUUGGCGGCCAUUGAUAACGUUACCCUAUCUGAUAAUUCGACCAGGGCUCUGAACGUGAGCGACUCCAGUGCCCUCAAGAUCCGAGAUGUCGACGUUCAACUCAAGGAAGUGGUGCCGAUGUGUCAAUGUACCUGUACAAAUGUGACUGACAUCGCUGGUGCCAUCAAGAACGCGGCCAGUCUGGAUAUUUCGACUGAAAAGGCCCAGGAUGGAAGCGACGGCCGUUUUUUGAAGGUCCGCGAUGUUGGCGCAUUACAACCCAAUUCACAGGGUUUCAAUCUGUCUGUCAAGUUGACGGUUGGUAAUGGCACCAGCUUGAAUAAUUCGACGGACAAGGCCGGCAAUGGAAGCAGCAACUUCACCGUCCGCGCUAGCCUUCCGCCUUCCGUCGUGGCUCGAGAUGUCGACGUUCAACUCAAAAGUCUGGAAGCAAAUGUCUCUGAUGACAUGUCGGCUGUGAACUCCACUGUCAACUCCACUUCCGAUUUGUCGAUGGAAAAUGCUUCCGCCAUGGAUGAGCGUGGGAUCGAAGACAUUGUUCCAUUUGAAGAUGCGCUGUUUGGUGAUGUUGCUAACAUCUCGGAAAUCGCCAGCGUCAUUUUCGACUUUGACACGUUGACGAACGUCUCCCAGCCGAGCAACAUUUCGUCGUUGAUCGUGGAACGUGAAACUGAUGUCGACAUGGAAGAUUUGGAGGAAUCCAACAUGGAUCUCGAGGGAUUGCUUUCUUUGAGGGACAAUAAUAAUUCUACUGAAAAGGUGAGCAACUCUUCGUCCGAGUCGGAGAAAUCUGAAGUCAAGAGCGGUCGAGGUGUGGUCGUCGUUGUGACAUAAAAGAUUGAGCUUAUACUCUACUUCAUGUAAAUAUCUUCAGUUUGCUGAUUAGUCAGUCGUAUAGAGUUCAUUUAUCGCCUUGUAUAAAGUAUGUCUAGUUUUUAAUGUACAGGAAUGUAAUGAUUUAUUCAAAUGUAGUACACGAUAUUUUUAACUCUC